AUGCCAGUCACCUCCGAAGAGUUGUUCCUAAUAAACGUCAGGACGUACCAACCUCCUAAUAUCCUGUGUCCUCUGCAUUCGAUUUGGCACAAAGUUCCCGUUGCAAGGAGAUCAGCUGUCUUUGUAUUGCUCUUUUUGGGUAAUAUGGGGGAAUUAAGAGUCAUCUUGACGAAAAGAUCUUCUAAAUUAAGGAGUUUUCCGGGCCAUAUAUCAUUGCCAGGUGGAAAGGCUGAUAGUGGGCUUGAAACUGAAUGGCAGGUGGCUAGAAGAGAAAUGGAGGAGGAAAUCGGGUUAGAGGCUAACAAUGAAAAGCUCAUGAAACAUUAUGGGUUCAAGAUCGAUCAUUUGAAUUUACUUCCAUGUUACUUAUCUAGAACAUUCCUGGCUGUCAAGCCGUGUAUAGGGUUUAUGAACUUAUCGAGUGAACACGAACAGGAACUUUUUGGAAAUUUAAAAUUGAACUUGAAUCCGGAUGAAAGCUCGAGCAUAUUCUCGUGUCCUUUGAAAGACUUUUUGUAUCCUUCGACAAAAUCACCAUCUAGGGAAUGUAUUAAGAGACAGUUUUUCAAGAUCGAAUGGGGUGGCAUACCAUGGAAUUUACGCUCCUAUACGUUUGCUCAUGAAAACGAGCAUGAGAUCCAUUGGUUGCGUGAAGUUAGUGAUACAUCCAUGUCAUCAGAAGAGGAACCUGAAGACAAUCCGUCCAUGAAGGAGAAGGCAAAAUCUAUGCCCAAGAGAGAUUUAUCUACAUGGGGACGUCUUGGUACGAGACGUGAUUCAGACACGGACCAAAAGAUUAAUGAUGUGUGGGGACUAACAGCAAACAUUCUUCAUGAUUUAGCACAGAUUAUAUACUGUCAGCCUACUGUCUAUAAGAAUAAAACUUUUGGAGAAGAAGAACUAAUUAACAGUGUUUUUACCCAAGGUAAUCUUAUGCAAGAAAAGGAAAGAUCUGAAGAAGAGGUGAAAUUGAUUCAUUCCAAGACUAUCAAUGAAGAAUUUGGAUUUAAUAGUAUAUUGCCAAAGGAUGAAUUCCUUAGAUUGAAGGAAAUAUAUAGGCAUUAG
Debaryomyces hansenii CBS767 is the source of this 1065-nucleotide messenger RNA. RefSeq names its product 8-oxo-dGTP diphosphatase (gene PCD1). Gene Ontology annotation, molecular function: coenzyme A diphosphatase activity; acetyl-CoA hydrolase activity. Gene Ontology annotation, biological process: coenzyme A catabolic process. The record is from RefSeq and is a predicted model, not a curated record. NCBI's taxonomy places the organism in Eukaryota, Fungi, Ascomycota, Pichiomycetes, Serinales, Debaryomycetaceae. The transcript has a single exon. The coding region runs from base 1 to 1065 and encodes 354 amino acids.